GUAUGCGCUACAGAUAGGCGUGAAUUAUAUAUCAUUUGACUUUAUGUAAAAACGCCGGAUUUUAUCUUCUCUAAAAAUUGUAACAACUUCGACGUGCUUAUCUGUUUAAGCAAAAUUUUACCGAGUAAAAAUUUCUUGCUGCAGAUUUCGACCCACAAAAUAAACUUAAACAUUUGAUCUGUUUUCAUGGACUCAAAACGUCCUAAACUAUGCACAUCAGAAGUUGAUAAUUUGAAGUCUGAAAUAGAUGUGCUUAAACCCGAAGAAGUUGGAAUUACGGCUUAUGUACGACCAUCAGUCAAAGGUUUCGAAGCAGUAUUGAAAAACAGAUGGGAAGAUUUCAUCGUUCGGGAAUUUAUGGGUUGCACAUAUGCCAGAUUGACAAAUUUAGAGCCUAUUCCAGAUCCUGUUCCAGAGGCUAUUGAUUUUAAUAUGGAGGAAAAACUGGGCGAUCACUUAUCUGAACUUCAAAGUUUAGAUCAUGGUGAUAUUGAAAUAUUAAAAAUCAAAGCCCCUGAUAAUAAAACGGAUAGGACGCAAAUUCAUGAAGCGGUACGUAAAUUAUUCCCAUCCUUGGAAAGCACCACAGUAAAAGAAGAUGAUCAAAAUGUGAUUGUUGUAUUUAGGAAAAAUCAUCCGGAAGCUAAAAAUUCGCGAAGAUCCAGAGGAAACGCCAAAGGCAUGAGUAAAAGCGCGCCGUAUUGUCGCUUUGUACUGUACAAAGAGGGUAAAGACACUCUUAGUGCUAUUCAACUGCUGAGUCGUUUCCUUCAUGUUGGGCCUAGUAUGUUUACGUAUGCUGGUACCAAAGAUCGUCGAGCGAUCACUACACAAUUUGUUACAGUAAAGGGCAUCAAUUCAAAAACUCUGUCUUCACUUAACAGUCGACUAUACGGGUUACGUGUAGGGAAUUUUUCAUAUGUUUCGUCGCCUCUUUUCUUGGGAGAUUUGGAUGGAAAUCAUUUUGUGAUUGUGUUGAGAUCAGUAAAUGCAAUAAAAACAGUUGUUCAAGACGCAGUUGAAGCGUGGAAAUGUACUGGUUUCUUGAACUACUAUGGUCUACAGAGGUUUGGGCAUUCUUCACAGUCAAGAAGUUUUGAAAUUGGAAAAUAUCUCAUUCGUUCUGACUGGGGGAAUGCCAUUGAUCUAAUCUUAAAACCAACUUCUGCAGAUUUGCCCUUCCUUCGAGAAAUUAAGGAAAAAUACUUAAAAACUGGUGAUGCUGAUGGGUGUGCUGAAGAGUGUCCAGUGAGCAUAGAAAAAUCUUUGUUAUUCGGUAUUGCAAAGUAUGGAAAAACUCUCAAUGCUUUACAGAUGCUUCCUCGUAAUCUUCGUCAGAUAUAUGUGCAUAGUUAUCAAUCGUUCUUAUGGAAUCAUGUAGCCAGUCGUCGAAUGGCACAACAGGAUCCAGAUGAUUAUUAUGCUAAACCUGGUGAUCUUUAUUAUAAUAAUAUUGAUGAGGUGACUAUUUCAGAUGAAUUUAAAACUGAGGACGUUAUCCCAGAAGAAUUAAUUUCAGAAAUGGGUGAAACCUUAGUGGCACCAACAAAUUGUACUCCUUCGCGUAAAACAUCUCUCAUUCAUCCAUCAAUUGUUGGAGAAGAUGAAAUUGGAAAAAUCCCUUUGAAGUCUGUUGUACUUCCUGUUCCUGGUUAUGCAACACACUAUCCUAAAAAUGAAAGUGCUGAUUGGUAUACUGAGUUACUCAAAGCAGAUGGUUUAUCAUCUAAGAAUUUUAAUAAUUCAAUUAAAGAUUUUGCACUUCCUGGAUCCUAUCGACAGUUGAUUGUUGUUCCGACAAAUGUUGAAUAUGAAUUCCAUGAAUAUUCAGACCCUAAUAUACCACUGGUUAAAUCUGAUCUCCAGCUUCUUAACAAUACCAAUGACAAUCAGACCAACAUGUCAAAAAGUGAAACACAGGACAAUGAUAUUUGCAUAAAUAAAGAUAAAAGCCAACAGGCUGUUGUGCUCACGUUUAAUUUACCUAAAUCAGGUUAUGCUACAAUGGCAAUACGAGAAAUUACAAAAACUGCUAUAGAAAGAAGAUAACUUCCAAUAUACACUCGGACACUGGAAUCAUCAGCAUGAAUCUGGGAAAAUGCUAUUGAAUUCUCUCAAUGUUUUAUAAGCUGUAUAUAAUAAAAGUUUUUUUUCGGUCUCAAAAACAUUUCUGUUAUUCUUUUUUGUUAGAGGGUUUAAGUUCAUUGGUUCCAAGGGAGGACAUCUAAAGAAGGCUUUAUCAGUGCAUCACUAAUUCAAUCUGUUCUCUUCAGUAGUUUUUAGCUGACUCCACGAUUGCCUCCAAGCUUUUAUUUCCUGCUCACUAUAUCGUUUCUAUUUUGUCCCUGGAUGCCUAACUCGUUGCUCGGCAGUCGCAUUCCAUUCAAUGGUUUGGCUCAUAAUGUCACUCAACGUGUCCGAUCCAUCUUUAUCUAUGGGUCCUUGGUUGGUUCUUUGACGGAUUUCCUUGUUGUUUCUCCCUUAUUGCCAACAAUUUGGUCUUCGGUGUGAAGCGAAAGUAGCUGCUAUAACGGAAGUCUGCAACAGGCAGUUGGAAAUACUAUUGGUGUAAUGCGCACCACAUAUAAGCAGUGAUUUGACGUUGAUGUUGCUCAGUGUAGAAGAUAAACUGAUAAGUUUCCGAGUAAUAAGGCAUGUCCAUUGAAUAACCUGGGAGUACUGGACAGCUUUUUCGCCAGCCUAGUUUGGGACUCUUCAUCAGCACGCUAGACUGACCAAACACAUGUACUUCCUGCAGGUUUUCCAACGGUUCUCUAAUUGAUUUCAGCUCAUGAUGAAAUUAAUUAAUAAUACUUGGUCAAAAUUCCUGUCUGUCUAUAUCUUCUUAUGGAUGCGUUAAGAAAUGUUUUACAACUGUUUACCCACACACGCAUGCACACUCUGUUUAAAGUGUUUAACAAAGGUAGACCAAUAUUUGUAAGUCCAAGGUCAAAUUUUCAUCACAGGUCAUACAAUAUUUUUUUUUACUUGUUUUAUGAAUCAUGAUUGGACAAAGUUGUUAAAAACAAGAAGUGUUCCUUUUAUACAUAAACCUCUGUUAUGUUAAUUUUGAUUAAUUUCCCUGAAGAAGUUCGGACCAGAUUGCCAAACGAAACGUUGGAAUUACUCAUUUCAAUCUCGCUGAGAUUUUACAAAUAUAAUUUUUUACAAAUGUCUACUUCUCAC
Molecule: messenger RNA, 3186 nt
Organism: Trichobilharzia regenti
Lineage: Eukaryota; Metazoa; Platyhelminthes; Trematoda; Strigeidida; Schistosomatidae
Source: the annotation of a GenBank genome assembly